Molecule: messenger RNA, 1644 nt
Organism: Uranotaenia lowii
Lineage: Eukaryota; Metazoa; Arthropoda; Insecta; Diptera; Culicidae
Exons: 2
Coding region: 1-1644 (547 amino acids)
Source: RefSeq, a predicted model, not a curated record
AUGAAUUCCGAACAGUUCCAGUAUUUUAUGGAGCAGCAAAAUAAGGCUCUCCUUACAUUGGUGCAAAGUGUUCAUAACAGGAGUGCGGCUAAUGAAGCUGCAAGUGCAUCGGCAAGGCCUGUCGCGAUGGAAAGUUCUGGAAUAUAUUUCAAUUUCGAUCUUACACCGGAACAAUUAGCUAAUCCAGAAGAAGCUCUUGCUGCGAUUAAAGCUAAAGUGGUGCGUGAACGGAACCAGCUUGUCGAUUGGUUAGACUUUUUCUCAAUGCAACAGCAACCAAUAGAAAGCAUCGACGAGUUUGUUUCGCGAAUGAAAUUGCUUGCUCGUUUGUGCCAGUUUGGUGAUUUAGAGGAAAAACUUAUAACGUACAAGAUUGCUACAUCGAAUAAGUGGCAAAAAUUGUGUACAAAAUUUCUGACAAUGUCAGAGCUAACGGAAGUGAAAGCAGUGAAUUUGUGUUGGGCGGAAGAAAUUACCGAGCAGCAUUCUGCGACUAAAAGUGAAAAAAGUGAUAGUGAUUAUGACACUGAUGACAGUCAAAGUGAAACAAGUGAUGAAAGCAGCGAUGGAGAUAGUGAUGCAGAAAAAGUGACCAUUGGAAAAAUACACGACCAUUCGAAGGCUGGAGGGCAUGUUCUUGCAGAUUUGGAUCUAAAAAUCGGCAACAAAUGGCAGUCACAUCAAUGCGAGCUGGAUACCGGAGCCAAUACUAGCUUAGUUAGUUUCGACUGGUUGACGAAGGUGACCGGAAAUCCCAACCCGAAGCUGAAUCCUUCGAAAUUUAAUCUGCAAAGCUUUGGAGGUGGAGAGAUUCCAGUAAAAGGUGAAGUUACCAUACCAUGUCGCAGGAACGGACGUAAGUACAACCUUUUGCUACAAGUUGUGAAUGUUAGUCACCGCCCCCUGCUGUCUGCCAAUGUUUGUAAGAUCCUUGGAUUCGUUCAAUUCUGCAACUCUGUAUCGUUCACCUCGCCUCAAUCUGAUCAGGAUUUGCUUAACAUCUAUCGUAUUCGAGCUCAAGCAAUAAUAGAUCAACAUCCGAAGGUUUUUGACGGUUAUGGUAGAUUCUCUGGCUGUGUGUCUUUAGAAAUUGAUCCAAAUGUUCCUCCUUCAAUUCAACAACCUCGUCGAAUUCCAAUUGCUUUGAGACCCAAGCUGAAGAAAGAACUCAAGAAACUGGAGAAGGACGGAAUCAUUGUUAAGGAGACGAGUCCUACCGAUUGGGUCAGCAACAUCGUGUUGGUAAAAAGAGGAAGUGCUGAAAAUGAGUGCCUUCGAAUUUGUCUUGAUCCUAUUCCGCUGAACAGGGCUCUGAAGCGUCCGCAUCUGCAGUUUACAACAAUCGACGAAAUUUUACCGGAAUUGAGCAGAGCUAAAGUUUUCUCCACGGUUGAUGCUCGUAAGGGGUUUUGGCAUGUAGUGCUUGAAGAAAAAAGCAGCAAACUCACCACGUUUUGGACACCUUUUGGUCGCUAUCGUUGGGUUCGUCUCCCCUUUGGAAUUGCUCCAGCACCUGAAAUAUUUCAGAUGAAACUGCAAGAAGUCGUUCAGGAUAUCGAGGGUGUUGAGUGUCUUGUUGACGAUCGGAUCGUUUUUGGUGUUGGUGAUACACUACUGGAAGCUUUAGAAAACCAUUCCGAAUAG